Messenger RNA from Salvelinus fontinalis (brook trout), 1265 nucleotides. It is a transcript of the gene mettl21e, whose product is annotated as methyltransferase like 21e. The transcript has 4 exons. Gene Ontology annotation, cellular component: cytosol; cytoplasm. Lineage: Eukaryota; Metazoa; Chordata; Actinopteri; Salmoniformes; Salmonidae. The record is from RefSeq and is a predicted model, not a curated record. Gene Ontology annotation, biological process: peptidyl-lysine methylation. The coding region runs from base 129 to 887 and encodes 252 amino acids. Gene Ontology annotation, molecular function: protein-lysine N-methyltransferase activity.
UGAGACCCGGAGCACCAAGCCUUAAGGAACCGACCCAGUUUCCCCGGACAUCCAACACACCGGCUUUGGAGCAACACGGUCAGAUUGUUACCGCUACUACCCACAAACCCCUUCUCCAGGACAGAGACAUGAACCCCGUCCCGACCCAGGCUGUCCAGACUGAGGAAGAUGCUGCUAAAGCACAGGGUGUUGUUGUGGAUGCUGAGCUGGCGGCCGCCAUCAUGUCCAGGAGGAUCAUCCAGUCUCUGAUCACCGUGGAAGCGUGGGAAGGAUACACCUUCGCUGAACACCAGAUCAAGAUCAAGGAGUCACAUGACCUCUACGGCGCUGUGAUGUGGCCCUCGGCCAUAGUGCUGUGUUACUUCCUGGAUACGCACCGUGACACGUACAACCUGCUGGACAAGAACGUCAUCGAGCUGGGCGCCGGGACCGGUCUGGUCUCCGUAGUUACCAGCCUUCUAGGUGCCAAGGUGACGUCCACGGACCUGCCGGAGGUGCUGAGUAACCUGCAGUAUAACGUACUGCGUAACACCAGGGGUAACUGUAGACACGCUCCUCAUGUCACCGAGCUGUCCUGGGGGAAGGAGCUGGAACAACGCUUCCCUCAGGCUACCUGUCGCUACGACUACGUGUUCGCUGCUGACGUGGUGUACUGCCACCCUUACCUGGGGGAACUCUUGGACACCUUCGAUCACCUGUGUCAGGACGGGACAGAGAUCCUCUGGGCCAUGAGGUUCCGUCUGGACAGAGAGAACCAGUUCGUAGAACGGUUCCAGACCAGGUUCCAUCUGGAUGAAUUGUAUGAUCUGCCCAGUCUCAGUAUCAAACUGUACCGAGCAUCAAGGAAGGAGAUGGGGAGGAGGACACGUUCUGGAGAGGCAGCUUAAUACUACCAUGCUCUACGGAAGCAGUCUGAGACACUGCAGGGAGAGAUGGAUUGAUCUGCCCAGUCUCAGUAUCAAACUGUACCGAGCAUCAAGGAAGGAGAUGGGGAGGAGGACACAGUCUGGAGAGGAAGCUUAAUACUACCAUGCUCUACGGAAGCAGUCUGAGACACUGCAAGGGGAGAGAUGGAGAGGAAUGUGAGCUCUUUGAUUGAAUCCCGGCCACAGACUCAGAGAAUCAACAACAUUUUGGGGAAAUUGUAGUGUCAUGGCCCAAAAAAUAAUUUAAUUAAUAAUAUAAUAUAUAUAUAAAAAUAAUAAUAAUAAUAAUAAUUUCUUGCAGCCCUUUAUCUUUUGUUGUAGCUGUCCUCUUUACAGAGG